GCAACGCAUGGAGAAAUCAUUUCCUCUUUCAUGAGCAAAACUGAAAGUCCCUCCUCCGCCUGCACAGACAUCGCCGCAGUCCUGUGAUCUCUGGACGCUGUUUGGAUUUUUUUGGUGGUGCUGCUGCUGCUGCAGAUAAGGUGGGGAUUAAAAGACCCUGUGGCCAGAUUCUCAGCUGGUGUAAUUGAUUUUGCUCUGUGGCACUACGCCUGUUUCAUGCCAGCUAAGAGUCCAGCCUUCCCUCGGCCCACACAGUUACUGUUGAUGGAGGUGGAGCCUGUGAAAGAAACAUGAAGUCAUUCGGAGGAGCUAGACUUCGGAACACAAAGGUGAGACUGGUCCGAUACAUCAACAGACAACGGCAGUGUAAGCUGAGUGUGCCUCUGAAUGACAGGACAGUGGAGCUCAACAGCUACCCACGAUUCAAUGACUGGUUAGACCUCGUCAAUGUAAAGAAAGAAGUUGUACAGAGAAUCCCAGAGGAGCUAACCCUUGAUGCCUUACUGGAUAUGAACGAAUCAAAGGUGAAAGAAACCAUGAAGCGAUGUGGGGCCAGUGAUGAGGAAUGUUCCAGACUCAAUGGGGCUCUCACCUGCUUAAGGAAGGUGACUGAAUCAGGUGGGGAGUUAAAAGAAGACCUGUUGUGGAAUAAUUCCGACGUGCGCCGAGAGAGAACCUCUGCUCACCCUGCAGAACCCCCCUGCCCACCAGGGCCUGUGUGGACUUCUAGUCUCCUGCAUCUGUCGAAGGGCAACAGCCAGCAGGCCCGCUCUGUGUCGGUGUCCGCUAUCGCUUCUUCGGAGUCUCUCGCCUCGAGCCAUGGACCUUCUAACUAUGCAGAUAACUUCUUGGAACCGUUAGCGUACCCGAGCCACAGUGGCCACGUGGUAUUUAGGACUCCUCACAGCAUCACCAUCACGCCGCCAACGACACCUCAGUUAAAAACGCGGCACAAAUUGAAACCCCCACGGACUCCCCCUCCGCCUAGCCGGAAGGUUUUUCAGCUGCUACCAAACUUUCCAACCCUCACAAGAAGCAAGUCCCACGAAUCACAGCUGGGCAACAGAAUAGAUGAAGUCCCUCCUCUAAAGCUUGAUCUCCCCCAGGCAUCCCCUCAGGCAGGACGAAGAGACAUCGGCUUAUCAGUAACACACAGAUUCUCUACAAAAUCUUGGUUAUCUCAGAUGUGCCACGUGUGUCAAAAAAGCAUGAUGUUCGGUGUGAAGUGUAAGUACUGCAGAUUGAAGUGUCAUAAUAAAUGUACUAAAGAGGCCCCUGCCUGCAGAAUAUCGUUCCUUCCCAUAGCAAAAAUACGAAGGACGGAGUCUGUCCCUUCAGAUAUUAAUAACCCCGUGGAUAGACCUACAGAGCCGCAGUUUGGAACCCUUCCAAAAGCACUAACUAAAAAGGAGCACUCCCCAGCAAUAAGCCACUUAGACUCCAGCAGCAAUCCAUCUUCGACCACCUCCUCCACGCCGUCUUCUCCAGCACCUUUCCAGUCUUCCAAUCCUCCCAGCGCGACGCCGCCCCCAAAUCCCUCGCCCAUGGGCCAACGGGACUGCCGGUUUAACUUCCCAGCUGCCUACUACAUUCAGCAUAGACAACAGUUUAUCUUCCCAGAAAUCCCCAGCUCCCUGCAAGUAACACAGCCGCCUGAAACCGCCGAAGACACUAAUGCCGACGAACAGCUGGACGCAGAAGGGGCAGAAGAACCUGACGCGGAGCAGGUCGAAGAGCAAGAGACAAAUAAAUCAGAACCAGAGUACGAUGAGGACGAGUUAGACGACUUGCCCAAGAAGCGGACGCACUGGCAAGGGAUGAUCUCCCGCAAGGCCAGCCAGACCAGCGUCUACCUCCAGGAGUGGGACAUUCCCUUUGAACAGAUUGAGUUGGGGGAGCCCAUCGGCCAAGGGCGAUGGGGGAAGGUUUACCGGGGCAAGUGGCACGGAGAGGUGGCCAUCAGGCUGUUGCAGAUCGAUGGGAACAACCAGGACCAUCUCAAACUCUUUAAGAAGGAGGUGAUGAAUUACAGGCAGACCCGGCAUGAGAACGUGGUGCUCUUCAUGGGGGCUUGCAUGCACCCCCCUCAUUUAGCCAUUAUUACCAGUUUUUGCAAAGGAAGGACGCUUUAUUCGUUUGUAAGGGAUCCCAAGGUAUCCUUGGAUAUUAACAAAACCAGGCAGAUAGCUCAAGAAAUCAUUAAGGGCAUGGGGUAUCUUCAUGCCAAGGGGAUUGUGCAUAAAGAUUUGAAGUCCAAGAAUGUCUUCUAUGACAACGGCAAAGUGGUGAUCACAGAUUUUGGACUCUUUGGCAUUUCCGGUGUGGUUCAGGAGGGAAGGCGUGAGAAUGAACUGAAGCUGCCUCAUGACUGGCUGUGCUAUUUGGCCCCUGAAAUUGUUCGUGAGAUGUCUCCUGGGAAAGACGAAGACAAGCUGCCCUUCUCCAAAGCUGCCGACGUCUAUGCGUUUGGGACGGUUUGGUAUGAGCUCCAAGCAAGAGAGUGGCCUUUCAAGAGCCAGCCGGCCGAAGCGCUCAUCUGGCAGAUUGGAAGCGGCGAAGGAGUGAAGUCAGCGAAAACCACACAGGUUCCACGGGACCCAGGGCUGUGA
Molecule: messenger RNA, 2609 nt
Organism: Pelodiscus sinensis (Chinese soft-shelled turtle)
Lineage: Eukaryota; Metazoa; Chordata; Testudines; Trionychidae
Source: RefSeq, a predicted model, not a curated record